AUUAGGUUAUCUGCAGGUGAAGUGUUUGUGUUUGCACUUGGCAACACACAGAUAUUAUAUGCGAAUCAACCAGACGCAGUGAGGGAGAUUACAACAUGCACGUCCUUGGACUUGGGGAAGCCUACUUAUCAAUAUAAAGAGCGCGGCCCUUUACUUGGUCAAGGUAUUUUGACCUCAAAUGGCGCCUCAUGGGCCCACCAGCGUAAAAUCAUUGCUCCUGAACUAUACAUGGAGAAAGUUAAGGGAAUGAUCAACUUAAUUACAGAGUCAACAGCUACUCUGAUAAAUUCAUGGAACAGUAGGAUUGAGGCAGAGGGAGGAGUUGCCGACAUAAAAAUUGACAGCUACAUAAGAAGUUUCUCUGGUGAUGUAAUCUCAAGAGCUUGUUUUGGAAGCAACUACUCCAAGGGGGAAGAGAUAUUUCAGAAACUAAGAAAUCUCCAGGAGGCUAUGUCCAAGAAAAUCUUUUUGACUGGAGUUCCUGGAAUGAGACACCUUCCCACGAAGAGCAACAGGGAAGCUUGGGCAUUAGAAAAGGAGGCUAGCACUUUGAUCCUGCAAGUAGUCAAGGAAAGACAAGCAGCAGGAUAUGAGAAAGACCUCUUGCAAAUGAUUCUUGAGGGUGCUCGAAACACUGACCUCAGCCCAGAAGCAACAGACCGCUUCAUUGUUGAUAAUUGCAAGAACAUUUACUUGGCCGGCUAUGAAACCACAGCGGUUUCAGCCACUUGGUGCCUCAUGUUGUUGGCUUCAAAUCAAAAAUGGCAAGAACGUGUCAGGGCAGAGGUCCUUCAAAUUUGCCAAGGCCAGAUACCUGAUAAUGAAAUGGUUCGCAAGAUGAAACAGCUAACAAUGGUGAUUCAAGAAUCACUGCGGCUAUAUCCACCAGUUACUGUGGUGUCAAGGGAGGCUUUCAAGGAUAUGAAAUUUGGGGACAUAAAUGUUCCAAAGGGUUUCAAUGUUUGGACCACAGUAGUGACACUGCACACUGAUCCAGAAAUAUGGGGCCCAGAUGCCUACGAAUUCAACCCAGAUAGGUUUGCAAAUGGGAUCACAGGUGCUUGCACGCUUCCCCACUUGUACAUGCCAUUUGGGGUUGGACCAAGAGUGUGUCUUGGACAGAACUUGGCCAUGGUUGAGCUCAAGGUUCUCCUAGCCCUCAUAGUCUCCAACUUCUCCUUCUCACUUUCUCCCAAGUACAAAUAUGGACCGGCUCUUAGAUUGGUUGUGGAGCCAGAGCAUGGAUAUUACUAUAUAAUUCAUAGCAAAUGGUGCCAAGAAUUGUUGUGA
Molecule: messenger RNA, 1290 nt
Organism: Prunus mume (Japanese apricot)
Lineage: Eukaryota; Viridiplantae; Streptophyta; Magnoliopsida; Rosales; Rosaceae
Source: RefSeq, a predicted model, not a curated record